AUGAGAGUAACGCACUACACUGGACCGAGAACACACAAGGAGUCAGCGCGAAAAAGCACAAAAAAGGGGCAAGCCCCACUGAAAACACCAAAGGACCUCUUUGAGAGAUACGACCUUGAUGACAUCAAAAACUGGAAGUCGCUUGACCUGUACUACUUGCUGGGAAUAGACCCGGAAGAGGCACAGUCGUACACAGAGACAAAAUACAAAGAGGCCUUCAGAAAACAGGCGAAGAUGUUCCACCCAGACAGGCUUUUGUCCUGCAAGAUAGAAGAUGGGGGCCUCUCUUUCAUUGCGCUGACCAAGGCGCACGAGGUGCUCAGCAACCCGCACAAGAGAAGGCUUUACGACUUUGUUGCAUUUGACGAGGCCAUCCCAGAAGACAGGGACUACACAAACGAAGAGUUUUUCUGCACGUUCACCGAAAUAUUCGAAAGAAACAGCAGGCUCAGCAGCAAGCCGUGCACCGUGGUGCUUGGCGAUCUGAACACAAAGGACUCGGACAUUGUUGCGUUCUACAAGUUCUGGAAGAAUUUUGAGUCUAUCCGCACUUUUGAGUUUCUCUGCAACGACGAGGACUACCAGAGCAGAGAAAUGAGGAGGCACGCUGCCGCGCAGAACAAAAAAAUGCUCGACGAGAAGAAGAUGGAGGACAGCCAGAGAAUACGCAAGCUAGUGUCGCUGGCCAUCAAGCACGACCCCCGCGUCAACAAAGAAAGCAAGGGAAAGCCCAAGGAGGAGGUGACCAUAGAUGAAGACGGGUGGAAGAGCACAGAGGUGGAUGCAUUGACAAAAAUAGCGAUAAAAACACCAGCAAGGACAAGGUGCAGGCUGGAUGUGAUCUUCUCAGCCCUUUCCAGGCACGCGCCUACUAAGAGCAAGAAGGACGUGCAGACCAAGCUCCUAAAGGUAGACGCGGCCAUACAGAAGGGCGCAAAAAAGUAA
Molecule: messenger RNA, 945 nt
Organism: Nematocida major
Lineage: Eukaryota; Fungi; Microsporidia
Product: DnaJ-like protein subfamily C member 2
Exons: 1
Coding region: 1-945 (314 amino acids)
Biological process (GO): 'de novo' cotranslational protein folding; regulation of translational fidelity
Cellular component (GO): cytosol
Molecular function (GO): ribosome binding; Hsp70 protein binding
Source: RefSeq, a predicted model, not a curated record